AAGCUUGCGAAAAAUGUCAUGUAAAAAAUGAAAAUGGAUGAGAAGGACUUGACAAGCUUAUUAAGUACAAGUGUAGUCAAAGAGGUACCACGUUUGGUCAAUUACAUUCCGGAUUUUAUAACUGAAGAAGAAGAACAGGAUAUAAUUAAAAAAGUCAACAGUGCACCGCUGCCGAAAUGGACACAGUUAAGCAAACGUAGGCUACAAAACUGGGGUGGAAUCCCUCAUGAGAAAGGCAUGAUUGCUGAAGAUGUUCCUAAGUGGCUUAAUAGUCAAAUUGACAAAAUAGCCUCGUUGGAUGUGUUUGAAAAAGAUAAGAGGCCAAAUCACGUCUUGAUCAAUGAAUAUUUGUCUGGUCAAGGCAUUAUGGCACAUACAGAUGGUCCACUUUUUCAUCCAAUUGUUACAACAAUCAGUUGUGGAUCACAUACACUGUUAGAAUUUUACAAAAGGCACGAAACUGAAAAUAAUAUAACUCCAAAACGUGAGUUCAGUUUAUUGCUGGAACCUAGAAGUUUGUUGAUUCUUCAAGAAGAUUUGUAUCAUAAUUAUUUACAUGCUAUUGAUGAAAGAACCACUGAUGUGAUAUCAAGAAAUGAAAUAAAAAAUAUAAACAUGUGUUCACGCACUUAUGAAGAAGCAAAAGUGUUACAGCGUUCGACUAGACUGUCACUCACUGUUAGGCAUGUUCCAAAAACUACAAAAAUAAAAUUAAAAUUGGGAAGGUGA
Copidosoma floridanum is the source of this 729-nucleotide messenger RNA. Its product is annotated as putative RNA/DNA demethylase ALKBH6. Lineage: Eukaryota; Metazoa; Arthropoda; Insecta; Hymenoptera; Encyrtidae. The record is from RefSeq and is a predicted model, not a curated record. Gene Ontology annotation, cellular component: nucleus.